CAUUGGUUGUGUCAUUUCCUCCUCUUCACAUGUGGCUAUGGAGAACGUGAGAAAAGGGGAGGAAUCGGAGGAGGUAGAGAUCGACUUGGAUUCCAGCGAUGAGUUUGAGAACGGAGAGGAUCCUGAGGUUUUGUGGAAGAAGGCGCCCCCUGUGUUUGAAGAAGAGGAGAACAUUCACACGUCGGCUUUAGUGGAAAUCAGUGACACCAAACCAUUGAUAAAUUCCAGAGAUCCGAGAGGCAUCAAUGACACUCUCAAGGUGACAUUUGAGGACGUGAUUGCUGAGCCUGUGUCCGUGCGCAGUGGGGACCGUGUUUGGGUGUGGAGCCACGCCCUGUUUGAAGUGUCCCGGGUUUGGAUCUACAGAGUAGUGUCUGUGCUGCUGGCCAUCCCUCUGUCCAUCAUCACUGGACUGCUGUUUGCCCUGCUCAGCUGCCUGCACAUAUGGAUGGUGGGCCCGUGUAUCCAGUGUGUCCUGAUUGGCACUCAUUGGCUGCAGAGUUUGUGGAGUAUUGUGAUGGAGGUCAUAGUUCAGCCCCUCUUCACCAGCGCUGGACGGUGCUGUGGAGGGUUCAGCAUUCACUUGGCCAAAGAAUGACACCAAUAAAAGAACUUUGGUAGAUUUUUUGUUUACG
Messenger RNA from Boleophthalmus pectinirostris (great blue-spotted mudskipper), 635 nucleotides. It is a transcript of the gene cav4a, whose product is annotated as caveolin 4a. Gene Ontology annotation, molecular function: molecular adaptor activity. Gene Ontology annotation, biological process: caveola assembly. The transcript is spliced from 3 exons. The coding region runs from base 38 to 598 and encodes 186 amino acids. NCBI's taxonomy places the organism in Eukaryota, Metazoa, Chordata, Actinopteri, Gobiiformes, Gobiidae. The record is from RefSeq and is a predicted model, not a curated record. Gene Ontology annotation, cellular component: caveola.